Molecule: messenger RNA, 2077 nt
Organism: Cynara cardunculus var. scolymus (artichoke)
Lineage: Eukaryota; Viridiplantae; Streptophyta; Magnoliopsida; Asterales; Asteraceae
Product: protein NUCLEAR FUSION DEFECTIVE 4-like
Exons: 1
Coding region: 1-1746 (581 amino acids)
Cellular component (GO): membrane
Source: RefSeq, a predicted model, not a curated record
AUGGGGGAAGCACCCUCAACUACCAACGCCGGCAAUGGUGCUGCUCUACCCUUUGCCGUCCACGUCAUCCGGGGACGGUGGUUCUCGCUUUUCGCUUCUUUCCUUGUCAUGACCGGAGCCGGAGCCACUUACCUCUUCGGCGUCUACUCCAAAGACAUCAAAUCCGCCCUUGGCUACGACCAGACCACGCUCAACCUCCUCGGCUUCUUCAAGGACCUUGGUGCCAAUGUCGGUGUUUUCUCCGGUCUUGUUGCUGAGGUUACUCCGACAUGGUUCGUCCUCUUGCUCGGCUCCGUCUUGAAUUUCGGUGGUUACUUCAUGAUCUGGAUGGCCGUCACCAACCGAAUCUCGAAACCUAAAAUUUGGCAGAUGUGUCUCUACAUUUGCAUCGGAGCGAAUUCACAGAAUUUCGCCAACACCGGAGCACUGGUGACGUCGGUCUCUAAUUUUCCUGAAAGCAGGGGAGCUGUGCUUGGAUUAUUGAAAGGUUUCACCGGAUUAAGUGGAGCCAUCAUGACUCAAAUCUACUUAGCUGUUUACGGCAACGAUUCAAAAUCGUUGAUCUUACUAAUCGCGUGGCUUCCGGCCGCGAUUUCGGUGGUGUUUGUGUACACGAUCCGGAAGAUGGACCUGGUGAGACAACCAAAUGAGCUUCGGAUCUUCUACCAUUUCUUAUACGUCUCGAUUUUUCUGGCCUUGUUCAUCAUGGGGAUGACGAUUGCUCAGAAUCUAGUGACGUUUUCACAAAGGGCUUUUGCUGGAAGUGCUUCUGUGGUAAUUUUCGUACUCUUCGUUCCUCUUUUUAUAGCAAUUAAACAGGAAUUAAUCCUCUGGAAGCAAAACAAACAACCACCAAUCAUUGUUCCUGAGGUUAAAAUUGAGAAUAUGAAUCAUGAAGAUGAAUCUCCGAACCCUUCAUCAUUGGAAACAGAAUCUCCAAAAGCACAAUCAAAAGCGAAAACAUCUUGUUUUGCAAAUGUGUUCUUGAAUAAGCCUGAAAGAGGAGAAGAUUACAACAUCUUACAAGCACUUUUAAGCACAGAUAUGUUGAUUCUCUUUGUUGCAACUUUUUGUGGGCUUGGAACAAGCUUGACUGCAGUUGACAAUUUGGGUCAAAUUGGUGAAUCUUUGGGUUACCCUCUAAAGACCGUGAAAUCAUUUGUUUCACUUCUAAGCAUCUGGAACUACUUUGGACGGAUCUUCGCCGGAUUCGUGUCCGAAAUCUUGCUGGUGAAGUACAAAUUCCCAAGGCCACUAAUGUUCACACUUGUACUUUUCCUCUCGUGUGUCGGCCUCCUUUUGAUCGCGUUUCCGAUACCCGGAUCCGUCUACGUGGCCUCCAUCAUCAUUGGAUUCUCAUUUGGGGCACAGCUGCCGUUGAUCUUUGCGAUCAUCUCAGAGCUUUUCGGGUUGAAAUACUACUCAACAUUGUUCAAUUGUGGACAAUUGGGAAGCCCAUUGGGGUCUUACAUCUUAAACGUAAGGGUUACAGGACCUUUGUACGAUCGAGAAGCAUUGAAGGAGCUUGCAAAGAAAGGGUUAGAUAGGACAGCAGUGAAGGAGUUGGUAUGCAUGGGGAGCCAUUGUUAUAGGCUUUCUUUCAUCAUUUUGGCCUGCGUUUGUUGCUUUGGUGCUUUUGCUUCAUUACUGUUGGUGAUUAGAACUAGAGAGUUUUACAAUGGGGAUAUCUAUAAGAAGUUUAGAGACCAAGCUCAAGUGACUCGAACUCGAUCCGAACCCCAGUAACCAAAAACCCAUCUCAUACUCGCAAGAAAACAUCAUGUUUUUGCUUUAAUUUGGUCUAGAAAGAAAUGAUGGCAAUUCUAGAAAGAAAGAAAAGAAGAAAGAGAGAUAAGGGUGAAGAAAAUGGGAUUAAGCUAUUUGGUUGGAAAGCUUAAUCCGUGAAGCACCUACCAGAUGGCAUUGUUGCACUAGGGUCGGUUGUGCAAGCAUGCGUUGAUGGUGGGUGAGGGUGGCUUUAUUUGGGUCAACCAUCCAUCAAGUCUUUUUCUUAUUUUUUUUAUUUUUAUUUCCGACAUGUCGUUUUUUUAGGAAUGUGUUGUAUUAUUGUAUAUAU